AUGACAACUUCCAAUAAACAUGAUUGGUAUCUAGAUGAUAUAUCCGUGAAAAAUUCAACAUUAGUAGAAAUGUUGACAAAUGGUGAUUUUGAAAGUAGUCCAACAUUAACUGGAUGGAAUACUGGAUCUGGUGGAGCUAUAUCUAGCGCUCAAUCCCAUUCAUCGAGUCAUUCCUUUUAUGCCUCUAGUUCUACAUCGAUCUCACAAUCGUUUAGUGCCAUAAGUGGUGUCAUAUAUACUAUUAGUUAUUGGGUCUAUUCUGAGAAAACAUCAAAUGGUAACGAUAAUGAUGCAGUCUUGGAUGUGACACUGAAUUAA
Molecule: messenger RNA, 318 nt
Organism: Adineta steineri
Lineage: Eukaryota; Metazoa; Rotifera; Eurotatoria; Adinetida; Adinetidae
Source: the annotation of a GenBank genome assembly